AUGGGAGAGGCUUCCCCCGCGGAGUGCGCUCCUGCACAAAGCGUUUCUUCCGCCGAUCCCAGCGCGCCGUCCGACGGCGCUGGGCCCCCCGCGGUGAUGGCGGAAGCGGCGGAAGAUCUGGCGGACCUCCUCAUUCAGGUGCGCGGAAGAGUCUUCAAUACUUUUCCCGAUGAUUUAGCAGAUUCCACGCGCAAUCUCGUCUCCCGCCCCUCUCGCAACGUUUCUCCCCUCCGCUCCCCCCUCGUCUCCCCCGCCGCCCUCCCCUCACCACCCCACUGCUUGCCACCAUCCCGCCAAUUUCUCUCUCAGCCCCCUCCUCCUACUUCCCCACCCCCCUUUCCCCCUAUCUCCACCGUGUCUUCCCCUUGCCUCCCCCCAUCUCACGUGCAGGGGGCGCGGUACGGGGACAUGGAUGACGUGGCAGCAGCGCUGGACGGGGGAGCUGAUGCUGGCGUGGCGGAUGAUGAGGGGCGCACAGCGCUACACAUGGCAGCAGCCAAUGGCCACACGGAGAUCGCCCGUCUGCUCAUCCAACGAGGCGCUCCUGUGAAUGCAGUGAACCGGCAAGGCAACACACCACUCCACUGGGCGGCUGUCAAUGGCAGGGACUCGGUGAGUGUUGAGGAGUCGGCAGGGGGGAUGGCAGGGACUCAGGGGGAACGGGAGGGCCUGUGUGAGUGCAUGUGGGAGCAGGGGCAGAUGGUGCAUUUGCUCAUUGCUGCAGGAGCCAGCCCCUCCGCCCUCAACAGCCACGAGCGCACCCCAAUGGACGAGGCGAUUCACAGCAACAACCAGCUCACCUUAGAUGCCACUGGUGCCGCCCCUUCCUCCUGCCCGUUUCCACUUUGUGUUCUCCCUGUCCCCCACGACCCUCAUCCCCAAUCCGCAAUCCCCAGCCACGAGCGCACGCCAGUGGACGAGGCGAUUCACAGCAACAACCAGCUCACCUUAGACGCCAUCAACACUGCCGUUGCCACCCGCGAUGCUGCGAGCUUGUCUGUCGCGGGCAGUCACGGCGACGACACAGGGGGCGAUAGCGAUGGGGAAGGUGAAGCCACGGAUAUCAUGGAGUGA
This is a messenger RNA of Closterium sp. Naga37s-1, 1074 nucleotides long. Lineage: Eukaryota; Viridiplantae; Streptophyta; Zygnematophyceae; Desmidiales; Closteriaceae. The record is from the annotation of a GenBank genome assembly.